Molecule: messenger RNA, 4769 nt
Organism: Fundulus heteroclitus (mummichog)
Lineage: Eukaryota; Metazoa; Chordata; Actinopteri; Cyprinodontiformes; Fundulidae
Gene: st8sia1
Product: ST8 alpha-N-acetyl-neuraminide alpha-2,8-sialyltransferase 1
Exons: 5
Coding region: 663-1664 (333 amino acids)
Biological process (GO): N-glycan processing; oligosaccharide metabolic process
Molecular function (GO): alpha-N-acetylneuraminate alpha-2,8-sialyltransferase activity
Source: RefSeq, a predicted model, not a curated record
CCCUUUGGGAGCAGUGGGUUGGUCAAAUCUGAUGGGCUUUUGAGCGCAUGCUUUUACUUUGAAAGCCGCAUUCCUUUCACCGGCUCCCUGUCUCAUCCGCCUUUAACGCACCUCCAUCUCCGCAAGAAGCGCCUUUCUCUCAUUUGAAGCGGGGUUGUUGACAGAACAACGACUGUGCCGCACACCUCCUUUCAUUUGGGCUACAGCAAGGGCCCCGAGGAGAGCCCCGGACCCCGUGAGUGAGCAGGGAGGCUUUUCGGCGCUAAUGGUCGAGGCGUGGGGGGGGCGGGGGCGGCAACACGGACAGAACCGGGAUGCAGCAGAACAGCGCCCGCCUGAUUCCUCCCGAGAAUGAUGGUGGUGAUGCACCGCGAGCAGAGCGGUGGGUCCCCGCAGAGCCCCAACGCGCCGCACUACAGCCCCGCAACCGGGCGUGAGCCGCGGCUGGGACAGACGCCUCCGCUUCUCUCAUAAAUCAGCGCCCCGUCCAAUUCAGAACCUGAUUUCCCAGGCCGACGCAUGGGCCACACGCUGGGAUAACCGAGCAGCCUGCACCCCGAUUUUCGCUCCACCCCGGGGUGCGACGCAGGGAGCCGCUCUGAUCCUGCGUUUUGAAGGUUUCCGACGCGCCGCCGCUGCUUUGACCCAAGACGGAGCGCAAGAUGUGGGUGACGCGAUGCUACCGGCCCAAGCUGUCGGUUUGGGCCGUCCUGUGCGUGCUGGUGCUCGGCUGGUUCUACGUUUUCCCCGUGUACAGACUGCCCAGCGACAAAGAGAUUGUGGAGGAGGUGCUGGGGCUGGGGGAAGUGUGGAAGAAGAACCAGACGGGGAUCGAUUUGUACAGGAACCUGCUGACAGAAUGCUGCAAUCCAAGGUGGAUGUUUGCAGUGACGAAGGAGAACUCUCCUAUCGGCAAGGUCUUGUGGUACGACGGAGAGCUGUACCACUCGCACGUUGUCAACAACGAGACGUAUCCACUUUUUGUGCAGAGCAGUCCUCUAAAGUUACCCCUGAAGAAGUGUGCUGUCGUGGGCAACGGCGGCAUCCUCAGGCACAGCAAGUGUGGGCGGGAGAUUGACCAGUCUGACUUCAUCAUGCGAUGCAACCUUCCCCCACUCACAAAGGAAUUUGUUGAGGAUGUGGGAACCAGAACCCACCUGGUCACUGCCAAUCCAAGCAUCAUUGAGAAAAGAUUCCAGAGCCUUCUGUGGUCCAGAAAAGCUUUUGUGGACAAUAUGAAGGUAUAUGGCUCCAGCUUCAUCUACAUGCCAGCGUUUUCCAUGAAGCCAGGUACCGACCCGUCGCUCCGGGUGUACCAUGCCCUCGCAGACUCCUCCUCCAACCUUACCAUGCUCUUCGCCAACCCCGAUUUCCUGCGCAGCGUGGGUAAAUUCUGGAAAUCCCACGGCGUCCACGCCAAACGCCUCUCUACAGGGCUCUUCCAAGUCAGCCUGGCCCUGGGGCUGUGCGAUGAAGUGACAACGUACGGCUUCUGGCCGUUCUCUGUCGGGCUGGACGAGCAGCCCAUCAGCCACCAUUACUACGACAACAUCCUGCCCGAUAAGUGGUUCCACGCCAUGCCCGAAGAAUUCGUCCAGCUUUGGCAUCUACACAAAAGCGGCACCAUACGUGUGCGGGUGGGUCGCUGUCCACCUCAGAAUUAAGGGAGUUAGAGGGCCUAGUGGAAUAACUAAAGUCAGUGAGGCUAAGUAGGAGAAGAGGUUUGAAUUGCAAAAUAUCGACCCAUCGAAUUGAAGGUUACAUGAAUGAACACAUUGUUCUUCUUCGCCCAUGUUCACACUAUUUCCCUAUUUUUCUCCAAUUUUAUCCCCCAUCAUCAUGAGAAUGUCUACUUCCCGACAUGCACGCACACAGUCAAUCACAUUUCAAUCACAAUUUGAGGACCGUGGCAUCCAUUCAUUUUCAUCCCUUUCUAAGGCACAAAAAGGGUCCUCGCAUUGCUUCUAAAAUGUGCAAAAAAAAAUGUUCUCACUCGGCUGGAAGCACAAGUAUCCUCGCGUGCGAACACACGCGGCAAGUUUGCAUACAUGCUCGAAACUUUCCAUCCGCCCUUGUCUGUGCAUGCUUUAAUGCGUUUCCACAGCAAGCCUCAGCUAUGAAAGUGAACUCUGAGUGUGGAUUUUCCUCUUGACUGACACGUGGCAGCUGCAACAAACCCCUGUCUGUGUUUCUGAUGUAAGGAGACGGAGGGAGUGAAGGACCAAAGGGGAGUAAUAAAUUGAAAUAAAAAGUCUACCGGAACACAAGGAGGAAUGGAGAGAUAAUGGCGUCCCAGUAGCUAGUGGUUUGAAAAGAAGUGGAAUUGAAUUGAGCAAGAGGAAGACACACGUAUGACUUCAGUUUUGUCUUUUUCAACCACUUGCUGGACUGGCAUUCUAUUUGGUCCCAAAGUAGAAUUGCAGUACAGUGCAGCUGCCAUUAAAAUCCGAGGCUUAUGAACUCAGUCCCCUAUAAUCUUUAGCAUUGUAUUUGAAACCUUUGAUCCGAAAGGAAAAACAUGUGUGUCCGUCUUUGUUUUGUUUGCCAAAUGUGAUUUAAGUCUUAUUUGUAGGUUUUAAUGUGAAUUAUGUGUCGUGUUCAUCAGGGCAAAAAAUAAUCGUGAUUAUAAUUUCUUGCCAAAACCAAUUUCUACACAUAGGUACAGAUGCCAGCUUUCACAUGACUUGCAUCAUUUUUAACUGUUUGGGAGAAGUCAAACCAAAGCAGGCUCCCUGGAUUAGGAUCACAUCCUAAUCCAUUUCUUCUGAGAACCUGCUGGAAGUCAUCAUUUGGUAGCUGUACUAUACUGAGUGCCAAACCAGGGGAACAGUGCACUCUUUGACACACUCCCGUCCAGUCCUUGUGCUGCUUGUGCUCUGAAGUGAGGAGACACGGAUAUAAGGAGGGCCACUGACAGACAAAGAGACUCCAUGAAACAAGCUGAGCUUUCAGUCAGUGUUCCCUUUUCCCAUUAGAUGGGAUACCUUAUUGAGUAAACAAUGAAUCUCUUUUAUUGAGUUAUUGAUCGUUUUGCCUUACAGCUCAAGCAAAACUGAGCCUUUGUCCUGUAUUUAUCUUUUUUCUUUUCUUUUUUUUUUUGCCUUCUUGUUUCAACAAGAGAAAAAUCACAUUUCAAAGUCAACACGACAAACGUAUUUUUUUUUUUGGACGCGCAAAUGGGAAACGUUGUUUAUUUGUGGAUGUUGUUUUCUUAAAACGUUAGCACAAUAUAUGUUAUUGUGCCAUACGGGUGAUGGUGCAACAAUGGAGGAGUCUGCAUAAGGAAUGCAGGAUGUGAAGCACAGCCCUCUCUACUAGAGGUACCAAAUGUGUUUGUAAGUUAGUGCUUUAUGUUUCUGUCUUUAAAACUGCAUAAGGUCCAGUGCCUUUUUGAUGAAUUAGAGGAGUAUUGCUUGUAAACUCUUCGCUAAUGUGACGGGUGUGAAUUAGUCAGUGAUGCUUACAUUUCAGUCUUCAACACUGUAGAGAAAGCCACAUAGACAAACAUUCAUGGAAGGAGCUCUUGUGACCCCCUUUUAGCUUUGCUAAUUAGUCACAGGCAGCUUUUUGCCUUAAAGGGCAUAUAUCAUCAUACUAAACACCCUAUCUUUUGUACAGGCUGUUCACAAUGGCAGCAUUCAUGUUCAUGUCCAAAGUGUAGCCGAGGGCCGAAAAGCGAUAUAUACCAAAUUUGGAACGGUGCGAUGUAACAAAGCGGCUAACAGAGGAGAAAGUUGGGACGGCAAAAUAUUAAGCUGAAAUGUGCGUUCAUAAGGUGAAGCCACUUUGUCCAGUGACAGGAAGGUAGGCAGUUGGAAGAGAUAUUUGUAUUGAUGGAGAAACGUAAAAAGAAAGGACCGCAGUAAAGCGACACAGUUUUUACUUACAAAGCUUUAUCCUGCCAAACAACGCCCAUGGUCAGCUCUGUGGAGCUCAUUGUUUCCCUGUCUCUCCACCUUGGGCUGUUGCUUCUCUAGUAGCCAAGAUUUUGAUUCUCUUAGAAGUCUGGGUCAGAAGGUGUUUUUUAAAUUAUUAUUUGUCAUUAUUCUAAGUAAUAAUAGGGGAAACAGACAGAGCAAAGGUCCCAAGUCAAGAGUUAAAGCCCAAACACCUGCAGCAAGGACUGAUUCCCUCCUUAUAUGGAUUGCCGACUUAACUGCUACAUCAUGUGCCGUCCCACAAAAAGGGUCCAGUUUGAACUCAACCACUUUCGACACAUCCCAUUUGGAAAUGUCAAGAAAAUGUUUUUUUUUUUUUUUUUAUCUUUAGAAUAAUAGUUGGUUACUUCCAUUUAGGGUAAUCGUAGGUCCAUUCUAAAGACCCAUGUCUUCAGUACCUCGUUUUGUGUCAGAUUAAAAGUACUUGUUGCUCAUCCUCUUUGAAAAACAGUGCAAAGUCAAAUUUCGAUUUAUUUAUGUUGCAUAGUUUUUAAAAUAUGUUGGUUUUCUGUCACUAAAAUAUGAUGAUAUUUGCCCUUUAAGGAUUUUCCUGCAGGAUACAGUCCAGCUGCCACAGGCCUGGUUUUUAUUUAAUAAUCGCUUUUGUUUGUUUAACUGAAUGUUGCUCACACUGAUAGAUUUACAGGCUGUUUUCUGCAGUUCCAUGUUAGCCUGAAAUCCAACGUCAGUACGACUGAUAGAGCUCAGACAGUCACAGUAAUGAGAAGUAAAACAGAAUUCUCUUUUUGAUCGAUAUAUUCAAUUCAAUUCAAUUCAAUUUUAUUUAUAUAGCGCCAAAUCAUGAAACAUGUCAUCUCAAGGCACUUUACA